AUGGGAUGCACACAAUCUGUCACAUACGCUAAAGAUACAUAUGACAGGGAUCCGAACAGCAGCCUACGUGCUAAACGUGUUAAACGUUUUAAAAACCCACAACCAGACUUGACGGAACAUGAGAUACAAAUCAUAAAAUCGACUUGGCAUUAUAUGACACACGAUCUGGCUGGAAAUGGUCUUCAAAUUUUUCUGAAGAUAUUUGAGUUGUGCCCUGAUACAAAAUCCAUAUUUCAUGUGGAAAAUGUUCGUCACUCGGAAUUGGCAAAACAUAAAGUAAUCAGAGCACAUGGUGUACGCUUUAUGAAUGCCAUUAGUGCUGCUAUCUAUUGCUUGCGAGAAAACAUAGAAGAAAAAGACAAGAUCGACGCCUUUCUUAUAAACCUCGGACAAAAACACAAGCAAGCGUCUGAAUUUAAAGCGGAAUAUUUUGAAAUAUUCCACGAAGCCCUCAUGUGGCGAUGGCGGAUUUGCAUUGGAAAAGGGUUUACACAAGAGGUUUCAGACACUUGGAACCGUGUGUUUGUCUACAUGUUAGAAAAAAUUAAUCAGGGAUAUCAUUUACAGUAA
Messenger RNA from Ruditapes philippinarum (Manila clam), 570 nucleotides. Its product is annotated as neuroglobin-1-like. Gene Ontology annotation, molecular function: heme binding; oxygen binding. The record is from RefSeq and is a predicted model, not a curated record. Bases 1 to 570 code for a protein of 189 amino acids. Lineage: Eukaryota; Metazoa; Mollusca; Bivalvia; Venerida; Veneridae. The transcript has a single exon.